Molecule: messenger RNA, 1891 nt
Organism: Durusdinium trenchii
Lineage: Eukaryota; Dinophyceae; Suessiales; Symbiodiniaceae
Source: the annotation of a GenBank genome assembly
AUCAACAUGUAUUUUUCUUCCAACGCCUAGAGCAUACUACGUAGGUCUACGUAGAGAAAGUACAAUUUUUGGGGUUGGGUCAGUUUUUUCAUUAACCUCCUUUUACUUGCGUCGUUUUCCACCCACGGAAACUACAUGGGGGUGACUCUAGGGAAUGAGUUCUUUGAGUGCAAAGGCAGGCAGAGUUUGUGGUGCCAGUUCGGGCUUGUCUCAAAGUUGAAACAAGUUGAAUGGACGGGAAAGGUCGAAAUCAAUUGCAGCUGCCGAUCAGUCUGGGCCAAUCAGAUCAGCUGGUUGACCAGAAUUUCUGAAUGAUGUUCUUUUCCAGCUGCGUAUCCAGGGCAACAUGUUUGCUUUGGUCUUUGGCUGCAAGGCAACCGACAUGGGCGAAUGCCACCAUGUCUCACAGGAUGUUGGAAUGGGCCUAUUCCAGCUUCAGCAGAGUGAACACCAGGUACCUGCCUGACUCAGGUACCUAGAUGGCCAUAGAGUGGACGUGUCCCAGUUCGUUGUGUCCAACCAUUUGGUACCGACCCCCACCCUCCAAACGACGACGCGACGCACGGUCCACAGUGAAACUUGGAGGACUCUCGUUUUCCGGGCAUCACUGGCAAUCCGGAAUCCGGUUGUGACUGACAUGGAGUCCGCAAGUCGCGCUAGUGUUAGUUGGCCAUCCCAGAUAUUCCCAGAUGCUUUGAAGUCUGAGAGGGGUACACACGCUCUGUGUGUUCAUGUCCGUAAGUGCUUUGGAUGCAAAGGUCUACUUGUGAAUUUGAAUUCUGGAUAAGCUUGUGAUGGUAAACCUUAGCAGCCUGCUAAUUGUGGACAAGAUUGGUUGGCAUGAUGCUCUAGCUCCCCCCUAAGCACGAGGGUGGUGAAUAGCAAUCUUCGCAGCAGGGGCUUGUCAUGCCACUUCUUGUGUCAGCAUGACAAAGGCCGCUUUGGCGUGUGAGAACUGCUGCCAUUUGGUUCUCCUAUGUUCUCCUGUGAGCACUGGUUCGAUUCGUUUGGUCGCUUGCAGAUCUUGUGGAGGUCAAGGCCACGUUUCGCCCAUGCCCUGCAUUACACUAUGACACUAAUUUGGAUGACCAAAAACUCCCGUUUGUAAGGGAAAGCCACGCUAUCCACUUCGGGACCAUGCCAUCCACUUCCAUAUGUGAUGUGUGGAGCGUUGGACUUUGACGUCUUUGGCCAGUGCCGUCCUGUCGGACAGUGCCGUUGAUGCAGUGCUCUCUCUCUCUCUCUCUCUGUUUGCCCAUGAGGUUGCCCACCACUUGAUGUCUUUGGAUGAGACCGUCAGGGUGGUGGAAUGGAACGAUCAGGCGGAUUGGCCCCUGUGCCCCUCGAUUGGCCGCAGUGGCCUCACCUUUGAGGUGGGCCCGUGCCCUUGGGGAUGUUUAGAACCAGAGCUCUUCCAGCAAUCUCGCAGGCUGGUGAUGGCCUUGCUUGAUUACGUCGAGAAGCACAACAGCUUGGUCGCCUCCGGGUCCCCCACACGCCAGGAGGUGUCCAUGAAGGUCUUCCGCUCCAUCGGUGUCUCCAUCGACUACCCGCGCGCCGGCGAGGACCCCGUGGGCCACGUGCAUCCGGCCCUGCAAGGCCAGGACUUCCGGGAGCUCCAAGAGGGUGACCCGAUCUUCAUGACCUUUGAUGGGGAGGAGAUGACGUUUGACCGGAAAGCUCACAAGGUGCCUGAGAAGUACGAGAGAGUCUACGCCUUGUUCGUGAACGAAGCGGCUUACUAUGAGAAGAAGGUUGCCCUGAUGCUAAUGAGCUGCGGAGAGGCGACUUUCUCCAAGCUAGCGAGCUGAGAGCACGGUGGCCGCGCGGCCACCUGUGUGUGCGGAACGGGCAAUUUUCGGUGACAGCACAACGGGCAAUUUUCGCGAAA